Penicillium canescens is the source of this 1596-nucleotide messenger RNA. RefSeq lists its product as uncharacterized. Lineage: Eukaryota; Fungi; Ascomycota; Eurotiomycetes; Eurotiales; Aspergillaceae. The record is from RefSeq and is a predicted model, not a curated record. The coding region runs from base 1 to 1596 and encodes 531 amino acids. The transcript has a single exon.
AUGGAGUGCAGCUCCGAAGACGAACGAAGCUCCAGCUCAAAGGUUCCGCUUAAAGAUCACCUCGCGACCAUCCAACGCCCCGCGACCAGCGAUGCUCUCGCUAAAAAAUACCACCAAGAGUUUCUGAGCAGACAAGAUCCAGUAUUUCUCAACGCGGCAAUUCGAUGUGCUAGGUGGACGGUCAACAUCUGUCCACCCGACAAUUCCCGCGCACCUCGCUACUGCGUCCGAGUAGCUACGUAUCUUGAGUCACGAGAUCGACGGUUCAAAUCACCAUACAAUAACGAUCUCAUCGAAGCUCUCGAGUAUCUAGACCUGGCAAGCUACAGCACUCAUGUAGGCAGCGAGGCCGCACGAGAAAAGGCCCAGCGCCUGCAGAUCGCGCUCCUUUGCCAUCAGAGGCUGUAUCUGAAUGGAGAUGAUAUAACAGAUUUCGAACAUGUCGUUGGGAUUAUGCAGGAUGCCGCUGCGGCGUGGGAGAUCGUAGACGACAAGAAUAAGAUCUCUCUGGUCUAUUUUGAUCUUGCACAUAUGUACAACAUCCAAUCAAAGACUUGCGAAGAAAAAGGCGAAGGGGGGAAUCUCAGCCUUUUGGACCGCGCCGUCGAAUGCAUAGAGAAGGCCGUGGAGGCUAUACUUGUGAGAAAUGAACGUUGGGUCGACUAUAAUGAGAAAAAGAUCGAUUAUCUUAUGCUUCGGGCAAAACACAACAAAGCUACUGCAGAGGAUGAUUAUCGUGCUGCUAUCGAUACCUGUCGGAUGCUAAUGGAUGAUUGCGACGAGUCGGAGAAUUUCUCACAAAACAUAAAGGCGCAUUUUCAAUGUUUUAUGGGCCGGUUGUAUUACUUUCUGGCGACAGUGACAGAUGAGAAUGAUGACCUUCAUCAAGCUACGUACAAUUUGCAGCGAGCGAGUGAGGAUACGCCGCGUGAGGACCCGGAGUGGGAGGAUCGUUUCGAGAUGUUUCACGACGUGCUAGAGGCGUAUACUGUGAAGUUGGGAAAGCCUAUUCGACAUAACUCUUUAAUCCGGACGCAGCGGGAAAAGGUUCGCGAACUUCUAGAGUCUGAGAAAGAGGAAGAUCAGGGUGAACCACAGGCAGAGGCCCUAUAUACCCUGUCGGUGUUGCAUCAGCACCGCUACAUCAGCCGUCACGCGGAGGAGGACUUGAUUAUUACCACAGAACGUCUUCAAGAGGCGGUUGCCAAAACAUCCGAGUCCGAUUAUACAAAUCUCCUUCAACGCCUGGGGCUCGCGGCUGACUGCUACCAUGUUCUAUAUGGCGAUGAGGGUGAUCCGAAGUAUCUGAGAAUGGGGGUUAAAACAGGCGAGAGGGCAGUGGAGGUGGUGAAUAGAGCUAGAAAUAGCGUGGGUAGCCGGAAAAAGGGAGGAAUAUAUUAUACGCUUGGGCGUUGUUUAGCUGAGCUGGCUAAGGAAGAGAAUGACGAUGAGUUGAUGCAAAGGGCGGUUCGCGCUGGUGAGUCUGCGGUAGAGUUAUUGGAGGAAGGGGAUGAUGACGAGGAGGAUGAGGAUGGUCGGAGGAAACAGUAUCACAAGUAUCUUUCUUGUCUUGAGAUGUGGAGAGAGUCACUAUGA